This is a messenger RNA of Wasmannia auropunctata (little fire ant), 558 nucleotides long. Its product is annotated as cytochrome P450 4C1-like. Gene Ontology annotation, molecular function: heme binding; monooxygenase activity; iron ion binding. NCBI's taxonomy places the organism in Eukaryota, Metazoa, Arthropoda, Insecta, Hymenoptera, Formicidae. The transcript is spliced from 5 exons. The record is from RefSeq and is a predicted model, not a curated record. The annotation marks the transcript as partial.
AAACUGCUAUGGGUAACUCUCUACAAGACCUCGGUGCAUUCCAGCAACAAUAUCGAAAAGCAGUUCAUCGAAUUGGCGAACUUUUUAUUUACAGAUUAUUGAGGCAAUGGCUGCACAACGAUUGGAUAUACUCAUUGACGUCAAAAGGCAAAGAACAAAAUAAGACUCUGAAGAUACUACAUGAAUUUACCAAACGAAUUAUUACGGAACGGAAACUUUAUCACGAACGCACUAAUGGUCAAUUUUUGAAAAAUUUUGAUAAUAUUAAAUGGACAAAAGAAAAUGAUGUAGAAACGAUGGGAAUUCGAAAAAAACGGCUUGCAUUGUUGGAUCUUCUAAUAGCAGCGUCUCGAGAAGGGCUUUUGACUGAUUUAGAUAUCAGGCAGGAAGUUGAUACCUUUAUGUUUGAGGGUCAUGAUACUACAGCGAUGGGUAUAUGUUUUUUAUUAUCACUUUUGGCUGAGCACAAAGACAUUCAGGUAUUUUUUUUUUCUUAAAUUAUACUCUGGUGAAAAAAUUCUCAUGUCUUAUAAAUUCUCAUAAUAUUCAGACACACGU